Messenger RNA from Thalassophryne amazonica, 1256 nucleotides. Its product is annotated as carbohydrate sulfotransferase 10-like. Gene Ontology annotation, cellular component: membrane. The coding region runs from base 150 to 1241 and encodes 363 amino acids. Gene Ontology annotation, molecular function: sulfotransferase activity. Gene Ontology annotation, biological process: carbohydrate biosynthetic process; proteoglycan biosynthetic process. The record is from RefSeq and is a predicted model, not a curated record. The transcript has 6 exons. NCBI's taxonomy places the organism in Eukaryota, Metazoa, Chordata, Actinopteri, Batrachoidiformes, Batrachoididae.
CUGAUUUAUUUGCAGAGAGGUAGAAUAAGCUAGAUGCUAGUAACUGGCUUCAUCGACUUGUUCAGAGUUUGUGCUUGGAGGGUUGGUGUAAUUCACUAAGGUCAGUCUGCAUCCAGGCGAGAAUUCUGUGUUUCCAUGGCUGUUGGCUGAUGCGCAAAACUAUGCGGCAACACUGGCUGCUCCUUGGGGCUUGCGGCUGGGUGCUGUUCAUCCUGAUGUUUGUCAGCAAAUUCAUCAGUUUCAGAGCUGCAGAUGAAUAUGUAGAGAGCAGUGGCGCUCAGAGCUGGACGGUGUUGGGAACUAAAUGGGUUCGGCCCACUCGUGUGUCCAAGCUGGCUUUAAAUCCAUCACAUCAGCCCUCAGCGAUCCAUUCCGCAGCAGAUUGGCACUCAGUCUCUGAGAAGCGGAUCGAGCAGCUUUCCACGAUAUGUAAGAACAGCACCCUCAGGCAUUUGACUCGUGUCUCCAUCAGCAAGUUUGUCCUGGACCGUAUAUUUGUCUGUGACAAACACAAGAUCUUGUUCUGCCAGACGCCCAAAGUGGGCAACACACAGUGGAAAAAGGUCCUCAUUGUACUCAACGGAGUGUUCUCCACUGUGGAAGAGAUCCCAGAGAACCUUGUUCAUGAUCACGAAAAAAACGGCCUGCCACGUCUCUCAUCAUUCACUCCGCAGGAAGUUACGCACAGAUUGAACACCUAUUUUAAAUUUUUCAUUGUGAGAGAUCCAUUUGAGCGCCUGAUUUCUGCAUUCAAAGACAAGUUUAUAAAGAACCCACGCUUUGAGCCUUGGUAUAAGCAUGACAUAGCUCCAGCCAUUAUCCGUAAGUACCGCAAGAGCCACCGCGACAGCGACAACACCGCCUCUGGACUGCACUUUGAGGACUUUGUCCGGUACUUGGGUGACAUGGAAGGCCGCAGUCGUAUGGACCGCCAGUUUGGCGACAACAUCAUCCACUGGGUUACUUACACAGAGUUAUGCGCACCGUGUGAAAUCCAGUACAGCGUGGUGGGUCACCAUGAGACACUGGAGCAAGACGCCCCCCACAUCCUCAGAGCAGCAGGCAUCGAUCAGUUGGUGUCCUAUCCGGCCAUUCCUCCAGGCAUCACCCGCUACAACAGGUCCAAGGUGGAGCACUACUUCUCAGGCAUCAGCAAGCGGGACAUCAGGCAUCUUUACGCUCGGUACCAGGGUGACUUCCUCAUGUUUGGUUACCCAAGUCCUGAAUUUCUACUGAACUAAGUGGGCACUCCUUAC